This is a messenger RNA of Nymphalis io (European peacock), 2737 nucleotides long. RefSeq lists its product as uncharacterized. Lineage: Eukaryota; Metazoa; Arthropoda; Insecta; Lepidoptera; Nymphalidae. The transcript has a single exon. The record is from RefSeq and is a predicted model, not a curated record. The coding region runs from base 1743 to 2519 and encodes 258 amino acids.
UGGGAGGAGUUUGAUACUAAUUAGAUUAGCAAACACAGUUGCAGUCUCCAUUUCGUUAGUCUCAUAAUACAACAUAACUGGAGGCCAUUCAGGCGCAUGACCAACGUGCUUUACGUUCUUUUCGAGGCACGGGAGAGUACGCACACUUUCCAAACUCCAGACCUUCAACUAAAAAUUUCUACAGAAAAAUUCAAUAACAUUUUAUUGGUCCGCCCUGGGAUUUGAACCCAGCCUUAUAUUCAGCCAACGAAGCAGUUAAUUUAUACGUACUUUUAGAUAAGCAAAGUACUGAGUACAAAGUUGUACUAACUAAAAUUUUGUAGAGAAACAUACCAUUUUGUGAACUAAGGUCCAUAUUACAGACCCAAGGACAUAGUAACAAGUGUUCGUGGCUUUGGUAACCUUUGACAAAUUAGGAAUUUGUCUCCAGAAAUGAAAUCAGAUGUCAGAGAAAUUGUAUCCAGGACAGAUAUAAACAGUGUUUUUGUUACUUUCGAACAUGUAAUAUAAAUCUCUUUCAUCAAGUAAUUGAAGACAAGUAAUCACUUUCCCCAAUAGCGGAACUUUUCGAUCACUAUCGACUCCGAUUAAUAUGCUGACAGCACCCAAACUCCGCGUCGCUAAUAUAUAAUACAGCCAAAUAAUCAAGCGUUAUGUUGUAAUGAGGUUAGAUACAUAUGCUUGGCAAUUAAAUAUUUUUGUAUAUAAUAUUACACCAGAAUAAAUUAUCCUAGUCUUUCAUAUGGAGCCAAUUUCUCUGUGAUAAAAAAAUAUUAACUUUCUUCUCAAUUUCAUAAAACUUAAAGACAAUGCAUUUCAUUGUCUCCAGACAAGGAUCACUAACGGCCUUACUAUAAACGUUGUUUAGUGGGUGAUUAGUUAAGUAACGCUGUGUUUUCAUCAUUCGAACGUCAAAUUAAUAAUGUUAAAAAGUCUUAAAUCAGUGUUUAAUUAAACAAUGGAUAAGCAACGCAUAUUAGUAAGACCCCUUUAUCGGUUUAUUUCGUAUUUAUAACUCAUUUUGCAGUAUACACUUAUGUAUAUCUUCCAAACAGUGGUGAUAUACCUAUUCGUUUAUAUGCUUGAAUAGGCUCGAAAACUUCUAAGGGAAAUUUUGCGCUCCAGAAGUGUCCUACUUACGAGCAGCUACCGUGCCGUUUGAAAUUGAAUUUUUAUUUUUAUCGAAAAUUGCAGAAUUUUAUAAUUUUUCUCUUUUUAUACUUAUUUUUAUGGCAUAAACUGAAUACUUACUUACUUACACCAAAUGGUGUAGUUAAAGGUAAUGUUGUUUAUUCAAGUCGAUAUCAAUUGAAAAAAAACACGUUCUUUUAUUUUAUUAUCUGUGAAAAUAAUUAGCCUAAAUUCAAAUUUUGUUCACCUUAACCAGUUUUGCGAUUACAUCAUUCAACACAAAUACGCAGUUCAAUUUGUUGUUCAAACACUUGAAAAAAAUCCUUACAACAUACACAAUAUUCAAUGCAAACUGCAUUAAAGCCUACGCAGAGUUGGCGUCGGUCUCAAUCGUAAUCAUAAAUUCAUUGCCACACUUAGGAAGCGCUGACAAACCAAAACUAUGGAGCGAAACCUACACUCAUAUGGAGAACGUAAUAAUUCAAUACCAACUAACCGUUUAGUUCUUAGAUCGUCACCACACAGGGCGGACAGAGUUAUGUGAUAGAAAAAUUAGUUCAGUGGCCUAAAACUUUCGAAACCUUUUACGCCGUACCUUAAAAGGCACAGACAUGUCUAAGCUAAAUGUAACAAAUUUUAGCAACAGAACCGGAAGCCCGUUUAAGACAACUGAUAAUAAUGACAAACAAGAUGGGAAAGUGCACGAGGAAGUGUUACAGAAGACAAAUUAUGAUAUACAGAAGGAGAAGAACAAUGAAUUAUUGCAAAAAGUUAACAAAAAAACAGCAGAGUAUCAAUCAAAUAAACCAAGUUCCGGGGUGUUUACUGAAGUGGUAACUCAUGGAGCAUUUACGACAAAGAAAACUGAAAAAGAAAAGUCACCUAAACCUGAAAUCGCGCAAUCUGCUAAAGCAAAUAAUGGAAACAGUUCCAAAUCAUUUCUAGGCUUUCCGUCAUCCGCUAAUGAUUUAGCACUGGAUGCGAAAUCAGACCUCGAAUCAGAUCCUAAUAUUACCAAAGAAGUCAAAGAGAAGGUUAUCGAGAAGCUAUUCACUUUAGUGUCUAUGGUGCAACAUGUUUACGAGUCAAAAGUACGAAUUAUGUCAGAAUACGAAAAGUUUAAGGAUACCCAUUUAAAGAACGAAAUUAGGAAAGAAAAGGAUUACUCAGAGCAGUUAUACAAGCUGAAUAUGAAUUUCCAGAACGAGGUGAUACAGUCGAUCCAGCAACUAAGGAGCGAGUUGGACCUGUCACGGAAUAUUUUAAAUAACUCGGAUGAUUCAGGGGCUGAGAUGAACUUCAAGGAAAUGUGUCUAAAUCGUGACUCAGAUGUUUCACAAACUGUUCAAACGACAAAUAUUAGCUUUUGUGAUGCAAGUAAUAAUUAACUCUUAAUAAAAUAUUCAUUACGUUACAUAAAAAUUAUGCACUUGUAAUAGAAUUUCAUGUAAAUAAAGCUAGUUAAACAUUUGUAGUUUUAUUAAAUCAGCAAAUAAUCACACUUGACGUUACCAACAAUCAAUGUGCUAAUAAUAAAUUUGAAUACAUAAAAUAUGUUGUAAAGUCAAGGUUAGCAAGAAGUUGAGGAUAGUAUUAUAUAAAAUAA